This is a messenger RNA of Mirounga angustirostris (Northern elephant seal), 2359 nucleotides long. It is a transcript of the gene KCNJ16, whose product is annotated as potassium inwardly rectifying channel subfamily J member 16. Bases 151 to 1410 code for a protein of 419 amino acids. Gene Ontology annotation, molecular function: inward rectifier potassium channel activity. Gene Ontology annotation, cellular component: plasma membrane. Gene Ontology annotation, biological process: regulation of monoatomic ion transmembrane transport; potassium ion import across plasma membrane. The record is from RefSeq and is a predicted model, not a curated record. NCBI's taxonomy places the organism in Eukaryota, Metazoa, Chordata, Mammalia, Carnivora, Phocidae. The transcript is spliced from 2 exons.
GAGAAGGACGGAAUUCUGCCUCCAGUAGGAAAAGUGAGGAAGAAGUGAAAUAACUAUGCAGGUUUUAACCGAAAACUUAAAUCAACAAAUAGCCACAGAACUAUUACUAGUACAAAAAUCCACCUGGAUGCCUGAAGGAGAGAGGAAAGAAUGAGCUAUUACGGCAGCAGUUCUCCAAUUGUCAACGUGAACCCCAAAUACCCGGGCUACCCCUCAGGGCACAUCCUAGCUGAGAAGAGAAGAGCCAGAAGACGUCUGCUCCACAAAGAUGGUAGCUGCAAUGUGUACUUCAAGCACAUUUUUGGAGAAUGGGGGAGCUAUGUGGUUGACAUUUUCACUACUCUUGUAGACACCAAGUGGCGCCACAUGUUUGUGAUAUUUUCCUUAUCUUAUAUUCUCUCCUGGUUGAUAUUUGGCUCUAUCUUUUGGCUAAUUGCCUUUCAUCAUGGCGAUCUGUUAAAUGAUCCGGACAUCACGCCUUGUGUUGACAACGUCCAUUCCUUUACAGGGGCGUUUUUAUUCUCCCUUGAGACCCAGACAACCAUAGGUUAUGGUUACCGCUGUGUCACCGAAGAAUGCUCCGUGGCGGUGCUCAUGGUGAUCCUUCAAUCCAUCCUGAGCUGCAUCAUAAACACCUUCAUCAUUGGAGCUGCCUUGGCCAAAAUGGCAACCGCUCGGAAGAGAGCCCAAACCAUUCGGUUUAGCUAUUUUGCCCUCAUAGGCAUGAGAGAUGGGAAGCUUUGCCUCAUGUGGCGCAUAGGUGAUUUCCGGCCAAACCAUGUGGUAGAAGGCACAGUGAGAGCCCAGCUUCUCCGCUACACUGAAGACAGCGAAGGGCGGAUGACGAUGGCAUUCAAAGACCUGAAGUUGGUCAACGACCAGAUCAUCCUUGUCACACCAGUAACUAUUGUUCAUGAAAUUGACCACGAGAGCCCUCUGUAUGCCCUUGACCGAAAAGCAGUGGCCAGAGAUAACUUUGAGAUUUUGGUGACAUUCAUCUAUACUGGUGAUUCCACGGGCACUUCUCACCAAUCCAGAAGUUCCUAUGUUCCCCGAGAAAUUCUCUGGGGCCAUAGGUUUAAUGAUGUCCUGGAAGUUAAGAGAAAGUACUACAGAGUGAACUGCUUACAGUUUGAGGGGAGCGUUGAGGUAUACGCUCCCUUUUGCAGUGCCGAACAACUGGACUGGAAAGACCAGCAGCUCCACAACAUGGACAAAGCACCUCCAGUCCAAGGAUCUGGCACGUCGGACACCAUGGUCAGAAGAAGGUCGUUUAGUGCAGUUGAUAUUGUCAGCAGCUGUGAAAACCCAGAGGAGCCCACCACCUCCACCACGGACGAGUGUAAGGAAGCACCUUAUCAGAAAGCUGUCUUGACUUUAAAUAGAAUCUCUGUAGAAUCCCAAAUGUAGUUCAAAUUGUGAUGACCAGGGUUACCCCGCAAUCAUUUUACUCUGUAGCCAGUCACCUUAAGGCAAGUAGUUCUAAGCAGGGCUUUUAAGGAAUGGGAUAGCGAUGUUCGAUGGUGAUAGGGGAGAAGAAGAGCAGGUUAAAUCAUCUAAAAAUUACAUAGUAUCCAAUUGUGUAAACUUUUAUUUAUUUAUUUUUUUGUGCUAGCAAAUUUGGUAUUAGGGAUACUAUUAAGAGCCUAACUGAUUAAUUUAAAUUUCAUCUCCUUGUCUUAUAUCACACACUUGCAACUUCAAUUGGAGGUGUCAUAUUCAGUGAUGGAGAACAAAGGUAGGAUACUGGUAUAAAUAAAAAUAGGAAGACAGGCAGCCAGCAGGAAUAACAACUUUUUAAAUGUAUCAACAUUGAUAGUAGUUUCCUAGGAAAACAUUAUGUCAUCUAACCAAGAUAUGCAAGAUAUGCAUCCAGUAGAUUAUAACAUUGAGAUAUUUAACUGAAAUCACCUGGCAGGUUUGAUGUCUGCCCCUCAUAGUCUCUUGGUAUCGGCAGAAAGAGGUAGAGACUGUAAGAAAUAGACACCCUGCCACUCGUGCAGGUAAGGAUCAACGAACGCUGGGAGCUGUUUUUUGUUUUUUUUUUUCUAACUCAUAAGGCAGAAGAAAAGUUGACAUUAUUCAGAACAGUAUUUCUCUUUCAAAUGCCCUGGGUUGCCCUGCAGCAAAUGGCUUUAUAUGGAAGAGCAGAAAUAAGGCAACAAUGACAUUUCUAGUUUCUCCAGCAAGGGGGCUUCCUCUGCCCACCCCCAUCUUCUCCAAAGACAACAUGAAGAAAUUGGAUCACAGAGAUGGGAUAGGGAAUAGAUGGCAGUGGGAAACAUUCUCAGACCGUUGGAGAGAAAACCCGUGCUCUGUCCUGAAAGACUGCAGCAGCUUUUGCUGGCUACGUAAGGGA